This is a messenger RNA of Hevea brasiliensis (rubber tree), 522 nucleotides long. RefSeq lists its product as uncharacterized. The transcript has a single exon. The record is from RefSeq and is a predicted model, not a curated record. NCBI's taxonomy places the organism in Eukaryota, Viridiplantae, Streptophyta, Magnoliopsida, Malpighiales, Euphorbiaceae. Bases 1 to 522 code for a protein of 173 amino acids.
AUGAACAUUGACAAGACCCUUUAUCACUUAGGUUCUUGUGUUAGUUUGUUGCCCCUAUCUAUCUAUCAAAAGUUAAAUGUUGGAGAACUGAAACCGACUAUAAUUUCAUUACAACUAGCAAACAGAUCUGUUAAGUAUUUAAUAGGAAUCCUAGAGAACAUCCCCAUAAGGGUCAGUAAAUUCUUUAUACUAAUCGACUUUGUUGUUUUAGAGAUGGAGGAGGAUGUUCAAAUUCCGAUAAUCUUGGGAAGACCUUUCUUAGAAACUACCAGAGCUAUCAUAGAUGUCAAAAAUAAGCGGUUAACUCUCAAAGUGGGUGAAGAAGAAGUUGAUUUCAAAAUGUUUCACGCCAUGAAACAAAAGCAAGACAUGUACAUGUGUCUAAGGAUUGAUAUAAUUGAUGAGCUAGUUAAAGAGGAGUUCAACAAGAGAUAUCUAAAAGACCCUCUAGAAACUUGUGUUGUGCACAGUGCACCACAUAAGAUGAAAACAAAGAACUUACAGCAGUCAAACAAUCACUAG